Molecule: messenger RNA, 580 nt
Organism: Frieseomelitta varia
Lineage: Eukaryota; Metazoa; Arthropoda; Insecta; Hymenoptera; Apidae
Gene: e(y)2
Product: transcription and mRNA export factor ENY2
Exons: 2
Coding region: 133-411 (92 amino acids)
Biological process (GO): poly(A)+ mRNA export from nucleus; regulation of transcription by RNA polymerase II; positive regulation of DNA-templated transcription
Cellular component (GO): DUBm complex; SAGA complex; nuclear pore
Molecular function (GO): chromatin binding; transcription coactivator activity
Source: RefSeq, a predicted model, not a curated record
AUGAAGUUGAAAAGACGAAACAACAUAACCUAUCUUACGAGAACCGAGUGGUGUGAUUAUCCACAAAAUUGGAAUUGUAAGAAUAGCUGUAAAAUUUCGACAAUAUAACAGUAAAUAAAAUUAAACCUCUUAAUGAAGACUGCUCCACAUCAAAAGCUAGUUAUGGUUGGAGAUCGCGACGGGCUGAAAGAAUUGCUACGUCGUCGAUUAAUUGAAUGUGGAUGGAGAGAUCAAGUAAAAUUAAUUUGCAAGGAAUUAAUAAAAGAACAUGGUGUUGAUAUUACAUAUGAUAAAUUGCUUUCGAUGGUUACAACUAAAGCAAGAACACUUGUCCCAGACUCUGUUAAAAAAGAACUACUACAAAAAAUAAAAAAUCAACUAAUUGCUCAAGAAGAAAAACUAAAAAUAUAACAGUAAAAAAUGUUAAUUCAUCAAUUUCUAUCAAUUUGGUUCGCUGAGAUGAAAUGUACAAAUAAUUCUAUUGUUUUAAUAUUAUGUAUUGCUAUAUAUACACUGUCAUAGAUUACAAUUUUAGAUUUAAGUUUGUAUUCAAAUAAAGUGUAUGAUUUUUUAAUUAAAA